GCACUGACAGUACUGUCGAACCAUAUGUAAGUGUGGAUGUAAGGAAAAGACCACUUGCACAGGCAAAGGUACAGGUAUACAUAACCUAAAUCAACAUGUUUAUUGUGUAGAAAUCGUUUACAGCUAGAUAACAGACAGACAGACAGUUCUGCCAAGCACAUUGUCAAUACAUUUCAAGGGUGUUUUCUUAAAUCAAGGAUAAUUGUUCGAUUUGUUAAUGAGGAGUUUCAUCGAAGUUAGGCUAAAAACAUUCAAAUCAAUAUAAAAUGGUAAUUAAUCAGCAUUGGCUUUGUAAUUAUUCAGUGAACGUAUGUACUGACGAGUGGACACCAACCCUAAAAUCGCUAUGGGAGUGCAAUUGGUCACAAAAUCUCAGCAAUGAGGUCUUCGAUCAAAUUUUAGCGAACAAUUUCGAUGGCAUCGAAUUAUCAUCACGAAACAAUGAGGAACUGUUGUGCCUGGCGAUAUCGGCUCUGCAAGCAUUUGUUCAAGGCAAUUUCGUUGGUCCAUUGUUGAACGAAGGAGAUGAAUUCAAGCAACUUCCUUGGUAUGCCGACGUUAAACGCGUCGGCAAUGAGUCAUUGCGAAACUACCUGAUGUCAGAUGGAGAAGAAAUCAAUACAAAUGCAAAGCAUCCGGAACUUUUGGCUGUUUCAAAAUAUAUUCUCACGCAUUUACAUUCGAAUUUGGAAAGUGUCAACGAUCCCAUUGAGAAAUUUAUCUGUGAACACUGGCUAUUGAGGUACUACGGUGUACAUCAACUUGUUAUUGACGAAUUUACCGACACACUUUUCAAUGGCAUAAACAACGUGUCAGACGCCUUAGUUGAACAUCUGAAUGAAAUUGAAAAUAUCGAUAAUGAUUCAAAAGUGAUUUGUCUGUUGGAAAUUACCGCAUGGCAAUUACACUAUAAACGCAUUUUUACGGCUAAAGAAAAAUUACAAAUGGCACAACAGUUGCUCGAUGUGAAUAUUUCAAUCGAAGGAAAAUUGGGCGUUCGUACGAAAUAUCAACAGAAACCAUUGCCACAAUUGAUGCUGAGAGUCGAUUCGCCAAAUGGUGAUGUCGUCGAUUUACCAUCCAUUGAGUCUCCCGUUGCGUCCGUCACACUUCCAGCCAUUCUUCAACUGGACGACGAUGUUCGAUUGGAAAAAAUUCAGUUUGUCAACGAAGAGGACAACGUUAUCACGAGGACCAAAGGCAUCGUUCAAGCACUCAUUUUGGGCACUUAUAAUUACAUUCAAAAAUCCCAACCAAAGGACAAAUUGGCCAACGAAGAACUAAUGCCAUAUUUAACAACGUUAAUGUAUCAAGAACAAGGUCCAUGGCCAAUUCGGAUAUCGGUUCUACUAGAAAAUAUUUCCAUGGAAGCUACACACAAACGCACCGUUGAACGAAGUCUCAAACAAUGCGAGGAGAUCAUGAAACUGGUCACAAAAUCUGAUGCCACAAGCAAUUUUCAUCGGUUGUCAUUUGUAUAUGCAUCGUACGUACGUCCACAUUGGUUGAUCCGAGCGCAAUUGGCCGAUUUGAUGGUUAGCUUAGGGUUUGUGAAGACUGCUUUGGAUAUUUACUUGGAGAUCGAGCGAUGGGAAGCCGUUAUCAUGUGCUACAAUAUGUUGGAUCUUAAGCAUAAGGCGGCCGAAGUCAUUCAAAAUGAACUGAAGAAGAAAGAAUCGGUUGAACUGUAUUGUAUGUUAGGUGAUGCAUUAGACGAUAAGACAUGGUACGAACGAGCAUGGGAAUUUUCCAAAGAGCGAAGCGGUCGUGCUCAACGUCAUCUUGGUACUCAUUACUAUGCUAAAAAGCAAUUCGAAGAAGCAAUUCCACACUUGGAAAAGUCGAUUGCCAUCAAUUCGUUACAAGAGGCGGUGUGGUCAAGGCUUGGCUAUGCAGCAUUGUCACUUGAACGAUGGGAAUUGGCGGCCAAAGCCUAUCGACACUAUACACAUAUCGAGCCAAAUGGUUUCGAAAGUUGGAAUAACUUGGCCAAAGCCUAUCUCAAUUUGGGCGACAAACAACGAGCCCACAAAAUUCUCACCGAAGCGCUACGCUGCAAUUACGACAAUUGGAAGGUAUGGGAGAAUUUCCUCAUUGUUUCACUGGACACCGGAAAUUUUGAAGACGUAUUGAAUGCACAUCACCGACUCGGCGAAUUGAAGUCAAAGCAUUUGGAUAAGGAGGUGUUGAUGAUCACAGUAAAUGCCAUUUGUAACAACACUCCCGAUGCUCAAGGCCGUCCUAGUGAACGUCUCUUGAAGAAAGCCCAGAAUCUUCUAGCACAAUUAUGCGUUCAAUAUCCAACAGAAGGUGGCGUCUUUGAACUCUCCGCAAAAUUACUCGACAAGGUACCACUUCAAAAAGCACAAAAACUACAGAAGGCAUAUCGUGCGUAUACACAGGGACAAAAUACGUGGACAAAAACACCCGAAACAACGAUUCAAGUAUUGAGUCUUUGUAAUAACUUGUGCGAGUCAAGUUUGAGAGCAUACGAUGAAAUUGAUAGCGGAAGUAAUACUGCGGCAGCAUCACAAUUAUCGUCAGCACGACUCACAACACAGGGCUGUAUCAAAGCAGCAAAAGACUCCGAAUGGCAGGACCAAUGUAGCGAACAAAUUACCACACUUACCGAUUUGUUAGACACCAUCAAAACCAAACUACUGAAUAAAGCUUAAAUAUCAUUUGAAUUGGACAUAAAUCUAGUCCAUUCUUCCAUUUCCUAAAUGUCUAUUUUAUAAUUUUGUUAUGAAAUCAAUUUUUUAAUUGAUUAAUAAAUUGAUUUUAACUAGAAAUUGUUUCAAUAUUAUCGCUGUUCAUUUUUUUUGAACGAUAAUCGUUGCAUGUCUUCAAGUUGUAAAAUACAGAGAGCUUUUUUGAAAGAUUUCCCAACAGAUUUUGCCUAGGAUUUUUCUUAGUGAUAAUUUAUGGAAUUUAAUAAAAGAACUAAAUUUA
Sitodiplosis mosellana (orange wheat blossom midge) is the source of this 2952-nucleotide messenger RNA. Its product is annotated as tetratricopeptide repeat protein 27. Lineage: Eukaryota; Metazoa; Arthropoda; Insecta; Diptera; Cecidomyiidae. Gene Ontology annotation, molecular function: protein binding. The record is from RefSeq and is a predicted model, not a curated record. The transcript has 8 exons. The coding region runs from base 267 to 2675 and encodes 802 amino acids.